Danio rerio (zebrafish) is the source of this 2370-nucleotide messenger RNA. It is a transcript of the gene s1pr2, whose product is annotated as sphingosine-1-phosphate receptor 2. Gene Ontology annotation, biological process: vasculature development; regulation of cell migration; regulation of multicellular organismal development. The record is from RefSeq and is marked provisional. Gene Ontology annotation, cellular component: membrane; plasma membrane. Gene Ontology annotation, molecular function: G protein-coupled receptor activity; sphingosine-1-phosphate receptor activity. Lineage: Eukaryota; Metazoa; Chordata; Actinopteri; Cypriniformes; Danionidae.
GCGUGUAUUACGUCGCCUGUUCAGAUCGAGAGAGGCUGCUGCUUGUCGACGAGCGCGUGGAUUUUACAUAUCUGUGAAUUAAACGGGAAAUACAAGUAACUGCUGCGUCGUUAACUCAAACCAAGAGUGUUUAUCUCGCUUUUUUUUAAUGUUUAUCCGAGCCAUGGCUGUAUUAGUGAUCAGAUAUGCAGCAGUCACUCCGCAAAAGUUUUGACUUUUAUUAAAUCUGUUGAAUUUCUGGAGCUCUCGCGAACGGAUCCUUGAAGACUCGACCAAGCCAUCAGGAAUUAAGGAAUCUCAUGUAAACUUUGUAAAUGAAGAUUAAAAACAUCUGCACGCGCUUCUUCUCUCCGCCGGCACAUGGGGUGACACAGAGGAGCUUCCUGGGCCGCUGAGACGUGACUUCGGGCUGGGCGUCUCAUUUCCUGUGCCUGGCCCAGACAAGCUCAAAAAAAAGCUGCCCUCUGAAUGACUACUUGCCGUCUGUUUGCGGGGUUUUGCCAAGCUGUCACCAUGAGCAAAUACUCCCAGUACUUCAACAAGACCCUCAUCCAGGUCCACUAUCUCACUGCUAAGGAGAUGACCGCAGAGGAACUAAGAGACCGCAUCGAGAGCAAACAAAGCUUGAGCUCCCUGAACAUUUUAUUUGUCGUAAUCUGCAGCAUCAUCAUCUUGGAAAACCUCCUAGUGCUCAUCGCUGUGUUUAGGAAUAAAAAGUUCCACUCAGCCAUGUUCUUCUUCAUUGGGAACCUGGCCUUCUCGGACCUACUAGCUGGCUCUGCAUACAUUGCCAACAUCUUCCUGUCUGGCCCUAGGACAUUUCAUUUGACUCCUGUCCAGUGGUUCAUACGAGAGGGGACUGCUUUCAUUGCUUUGUCCGCCUCCGUUUUCAGCCUGCUGGCUAUUGCUAUCGAGCGCUACAUCGCCAUCACCAAGGUCAAGGUUUACGGAUCCAACAAAACGUGCCGCAUGUUUCUUCUGAUCGGAGCAUGCUGGGUGAUGUCCAUUCUUCUAGGAGGUCUUCCUAUUAUAGGUUGGAACUGUAUUAAUAACCUGGAUGAUUGCUCAGCUGUUUUGCCCCUCAACACCCGAUACUACAUCCGGUUUGUUGUCACCAUCUUUAGCAUCAUCUUGCUGUCCAUCGUGAUCCUUUACGUUCGCAUCUAUCUCAUUGUGCGCACCAGCCACCAAGAGGCCACCAAUUCUCCAGCGUAUGCUCUCCUGAAGACGGUCACAAUUGUCCUUGGCGUCUUCAUCAUCUGUUGGCUGCCUGCCUUCACCAUCCUCCUCCUGGACACUUCCUGCAAGAUGAAGCAAUGCCCUAUCCUCAAUAACGCUGGCAUCUUCUUCAGCUUUGCCACACUGAAUUCGGCACUGAACCCGUUGAUCUACACCUUGCGGAGUAAGGACAUGAGGAAGGAGUUCUUGAGGGUCCUGUGUUGCUGGGGGCUGCUCAAUUGCGGCAGACCUCCUCACCGCUGCAUGGUACCACUCAAAAGCUCGAGUUCAAUGGAGCACUGCACCAACAAACAUGAACAUCAGUCCAUUCCCAUCAUGCAGGACUGCACUACCUGUGUUUGACUUCGUCUACACAGUGCCCAAGUGUUUGCAGAUCCCCCUCUCUUGGAGGCAAGGCACAUUCGACAGAAGUGUUCAGAGAUCUUGUGGGCCAAACAAGAAUCACAACUAAUGACUCUUACAUUUAGAGCAGAUGCCACAGCCGUGUUACCAGACUCCCACUUGUCCUUAGUCGCUUCUAUCGUUGCAAAGUUUCCUGAUCAUCACAGCAGACUUGUCCUGCAAGUGAACCCAUCAACAAAGCAAGUGAAAGAAAGCCAAAUUGAAAUGGGAAUAUGCAUUUUAGCUCUUUGACCAAACAUGAACAAUCAAAGUUGAAGAUAUUGCACUUUGUAGACUUGUAGGCGGUUUGGCAUUCUGUACUUCUCAAGUGCCGACCAACCUACUAGAAGUCCCAAACAAGAUGUAUCCUAUCCACUGUCAUGGUUCUGAAAUAUAAAUGGACAGACUGAAAUGUAAAGAUCGACAAUGCACUCCCAAGUGAGCCAAACCACCAUGUACGUUUGCAGAAGCUCUCCUAAUGUAUUUAUCGAAUUACUUGAUAUACGUAACACCCUUUGAUUACCAACAGUAAAAGUAUUCCACUUCAUUGUAUUGCAUGAAAUUCUAACCUGUGUAAAGACUUAUAUGUAUGCCAAGCCUAUCUACAGUUGUCAAUGUUACUCCUCUAUUUCCAUCUUGUCCAUGUAAAGUCACAGUCCCUUCCUAUUUUAUUCUUUCUGUUAACAUUCCUGUUUCUUCUUAAGAGGAGAACCCAGUCAGUACGUAAUUACUGAAAUCCUAAAAUGAAUU